GUGAAGAGAGCUUAUUAUGGGAGCUGCUCCUGCUGUCCUAUAUCAACAGCAGCCAGCAUUUCUGCAGUCAUCUCCAGCCAUGGCUCCAAGUGGACGCUGUCAUCUCAGCUGGCAGAGCACGAAACCCUGCGGAAGGCGUCGUUUUUAAGCCGUUCGGUGGGCUGAUUUGCUUCAGAAUGAAGCGAGGUCUGAAAUCACAGUGCCAGAUUUUCCCCUCCCUCGGAGAGCGGGCUAAGAGACCGAAGUGGAUGACUCCAGCACAAGACUGGGGAAACCUGCCCCAUCACGUCGUCCUGCAGAUCUUCCAGCAUCUGUCCCUGGUCGACCGGGCCAGGGCAUCAUCCGUGUGCCGGUGCUGGAAUGACGUCUUUCACACCCCUGACCUGUGGAGGAAGUUUGAGUUUGAGCUCAAUCAGCCAGCCACGUCCUACUUACGCUCCACUCACCCUGACCUCAUUCAGCAGAUCAUCAAGAAGCAUGCCCAACACCUGCAGUAUGUUAGCUUCAAAGUGGACAGCUGCACCGAAUCUGCAGAGGCAGCUUGUGACAUUCUCUCUCAGCUAGUGAACUGCACCAUCAAGACCCUGGGGCUGAUUUCUACAGCACGGCCCAGCUUCAUGGAUGUAUCUCAAGCCCAUUUUGUGUCUGCCCUGACGGUGGUGUUCGUAAACUCCAAGUCAUUAUCCUCCAUCAGGAUCGAUGACACCCCAGUGGAUGAUCCGUCCCUGAAGGUGCUGGUUGCCAACAACAGUGACACCCUUAAGUUGCUGAAGAUGAGCAGCUGUCCUCAUGUCUCCCCAGCUGGUAUCUUGUGUGUGGCAGACCAGUGUCAUGGCCUCAGGGAGCUGGCGUUGAACUACCAUCUCUUAAGUGAUGAGCUUCUUCUUGCCCUGUCUUCUGAAAAACACGUUCACUUGGAACACCUGCGCAUUGACGUGGUGAGUGAAAACCCCGGCCAAACACAUUUUCACACCAUCAAGAGGAGCAGCUGGGAGGCUUUGAUCCGCCACUCGCCGAAGGUCAACAUAGUCAUGUAUUUCUACUUGUAUGAGGAGGAGUUUGAGCCCUUUUUCUGCGAGGAGACCCCCGUCACCCACCUGUACUUUGGCCGAGCUGUUAGUAAAAUGAUGCUAGGCCGCAUUGGACUGAACUGCCCUCGGCUGGUGGAGCUGGUUGUGUGCGCCAAUGGCAUUGAGCCCCUGGAUGAGGAGCUAAUCCGCAUCGGGGAGCGCUGCAAGAGCUUGACAGCGAUCGGGCUAGGCGAGUGUGAGGUGACCUGCAGUGGCUUUGUGGAGUUUGUGAAGAUGUGCGGGGGCAGGCUGACACAGCUGUCAAUCAUGGAGGAGGUGCUGAUCCCAGACAGCAGCUAUAACAUAGAGCAGAUCCACAGUGAGGUGUCGAAGCACCUCGGGCGGAUGUGGUUUCCUGAUAUGAUGCCCACCUGGUAGGCUGACAUGAAGCCAGAGCUAUCAAUGAUGGCAUUAAACUAUGGUUACAGUUUACAAUUUUAAUAGACAUAACAUUUAGAAAAGGAAAAACGAAAAAUCCAUUUCAAGAUGGCCCCUGACUGGAAAGCCCUGCUUGGAGAAAGACUUUGGGCCAGUG
Pundamilia nyererei is the source of this 1605-nucleotide messenger RNA. It is a transcript of the gene fbxl3l, whose product is annotated as F-box and leucine-rich repeat protein 3, like. NCBI's taxonomy places the organism in Eukaryota, Metazoa, Chordata, Actinopteri, Cichliformes, Cichlidae. Bases 177 to 1448 code for a protein of 423 amino acids. Gene Ontology annotation, molecular function: protein binding. The record is from RefSeq and is a predicted model, not a curated record. Gene Ontology annotation, cellular component: mitochondrion. The transcript is spliced from 5 exons.